CACAUGCCGGUCACUGUCAUUUAUAAGGCGCGACAGCAUUGUCGACGAACCCAGAGUGCGGCUGGCUCCCCCUUCACUUCUUCACAAACGGCAUCUAACGACGCGUUAUGCACACUGCUUUGAUUUUCUUUCUUUUAUGUUUCCUCGUGACGAUCUCUGCCACGUCGGCUGCGCCGGUGGUACGCUACGACGACACGCGGAGCGCGUAUGAUGUGUCGACAAGUUUGGCUCUCAGGUAUACGACCGCGAGCCAUGCGCUCUAAGUUGGCCGCUUUGUUCCAGACUAGGCUACAAGGGACACAAAGUGCACCCCCGGCCUCAAGUACCAGGAAAGUGGCACACCCGCACCAAGAACAGAGCGCAGUGCAGUAUGUGCAGUGGGAAGGUCAUACGGGGCAAUUUAUGAAACUGGCAAGUGCCGGGGAUCGCGCAGUCUACUGGUUUGGACCGGGACCCGAGUUCGUUCCACCGGAAGGGGAACUGAUCAUGGUGAACCUGACUAAAGAGGAGCAGUCGGAGCUGAGGUCAAGGAAGGCCUGGUACAAUUCCAAUCAGUCCCGAACCCGAAUAACCCCAAGGAGGACUUGGUUCUACGGCCCGAACUACGAAGGUUUUCGGCAAUGUCUCGAUCUCACUCUCGAGCAGGAGUCAGCAGCAACAUCACAGGCGCGUCGGCAGGCAAACGGCCGUCACGCCAGUAGGGGGGAACUAGCGGUAGACGGGUGAAGAUGAUGACGGCCUUCGAAAAGGUAUACAAGUUGUCUAAGGUACUCUACGGCACUGCAUGGGCGGAGAAGGUAAUGAAUAGUACGAGAA
Molecule: messenger RNA, 816 nt
Organism: Rhodofomes roseus
Lineage: Eukaryota; Fungi; Basidiomycota; Agaricomycetes; Polyporales; Fomitopsidaceae
Exons: 4
Coding region: 208-726 (172 amino acids)
Source: RefSeq, a predicted model, not a curated record